Molecule: messenger RNA, 444 nt
Organism: Linnemannia hyalina
Lineage: Eukaryota; Fungi; Mortierellomycota; Mortierellomycetes; Mortierellales; Mortierellaceae
Source: the annotation of a GenBank genome assembly
AUGUGCUUUCAAGGCCAAUGGAUCAUCAAGAACGGUUCUUGCGGCACCCCAAAGAUCUUGAUUACCCACUCUUGCAUUUUGGACCCCGACCCCUCGUUGAACCCAGAACCCUACAGACAUCCAUGGAAGACGACAACCCUCCGGUCCAAGCCUUGCGCUCCGUGCACGGUUUACAUCGACUGCCAUCAGGACCCCACCACAAAGAAACCAAUAUUUCUCUGGGACGACAUCCGUCUCGCCUUUGUGGAUGCUCUUCAUGUUCGAAAUCAGACCAGGGUGCUGCCCUUUCUGAAGGGAGGUGACUUUGUCCUUUUGAAGUUGCUGAUGAAUGCUGCCGUUCCGGAUGUGAUCUUGGACGCUGUUAUAGAGGAUCCCUUGGUGCGCCUGGAGACGGCUAUGCAACAAAUGUCAAUCGAGGAUGCUCAUCCUAAUCUGACAAUAUGA